Messenger RNA from Thelazia callipaeda (thelaziosis nematode), 1572 nucleotides. Lineage: Eukaryota; Metazoa; Nematoda; Chromadorea; Rhabditida; Thelaziidae. The record is from the annotation of a GenBank genome assembly.
AUGGUAUCUUGUAACGAAUGGUUUGUAUAUCGUUCAUCAAAUAGUAUGGAGCCCUUGGAUUCGGGAAGGAAAAGACUGAUUCAACGUAUUGUUUUCAAAUUAAAACUAUCAUUAUAUGGUAAUUCUCUGACUUACUUGUUACUCAGCAUUCUUCUGUUCUUCCAAAUUGUUAUUUUACCUCUAGGAGCGGCAACUUCUAGUAAAGGGAAAAGUGAUUAUUCACUUCUAAAUGAUGGUCGUCAGCAGCAACUCUGGAUGCAUGGAAUGGAUGCAGCAUUUAAAAGGCAGCAGAAUAAAAGCAGCAGUGACCGAACUUCUAGGGAUAAUAACAAUAAUGGCAUUUCAAAUGCAACAUUGCCGGGAGAAGUAAUGUUUACGAAAUGGGGAUCUGCUGAAAGAGUGUUAGAUGAUCAUUUGCAACAUUAUCAUAGCAGACAGUUUGUGCUGUUCACGUUCAUUGCUGUUCAUGGUGGCACAACUGAACUUUUCGUCAUAGAUUCAGCUCAGAUUCAUGUCAUUGAAUUACAACCUAAGGAAGAGCUUAUCUUAACAUGCCAAGCUAAUUUACUUGGCUUAGGCGAUGAUAUGGACAUUGUAUGGUGGAAGAAUGAUCAGUUCAUCACCACUACUAAUUCCUCUAUUGUAAUAUCAGAUGAUAAGAGUUUGGGUUUAUAUCGAUGUGUUGCUGACGUGGAUAUUGUUUCAACUGAUCUUUUGGACAGUUAUCUUUUAAAUAAUCGCAUCAAGCGUUCGGCGGAAAUGCCUCCUGGGAAAGUGAUGAGCAAUGCAUUCAUUAUCAGACGUGCAGUGCCGUUUUAUUUCGCUGUUCAUCCAGAAAAUCUGACAGUAGAAGUCGGGUCGGUUUUUCGCUUAAAAUGUGCAACCAGGGGUGCCCAUGCCCAUCCUAUUGUUUGGAUUCGAAAUAACACAGAAUUAGUUGCUGAAGAAAAUAAUAUUCAAAUAUAUGCUGUUGAACACCAAUCAGUUUUACAUUUAUUGGGAGCCUUAUUUAGUGACAGUGGACGCUAUCGCUGUCGGAGUGGAGACUUGUAUAGUGAUGAGGCAGUGAUAGAUGUUGUUACCAGUGUUCAAAAUUCUACUAAAUAUCCGCUAUUGAUGGAAGAACUUCCAUCAGAACUAUCAGUUCCUGUUGGCAAAAGCAUUAUAUUAGAAUGUCUUGUGAAUGAUGUACGAUUAAGUUCCUUUUGGCAUGUUGUAAAUGAUUAUGGACAACCCAUCAAAAAAUAUCAUAUGAAUGAUGGGAAAAAACUUAGUGCAGUAGUAAUUCGUUCGGCCAAUACUCAGGACAGUGGAAAGUACAGCUGUAUUGUGUUUAAUAAAACAAUUCAGGAAACGUUUUCAACAUUUAUCACUGUACAAGUUGCGCCAAUAUUAUUGGUUAAACGCCCGGUGAAAAGGAUCGCUGGAACUCUUGGAACAACUAUUAGACUCCGUUGUUCAAGUUCAGUUGAACCACAUGAUACUUCGUUUGAAAUAAAUUGGUACAAAGAUGGAAAAAGAGUAAUUCCAUUCGGAAGAGCAAAGGUUGAUUCUUUUUCCUUUCGAACUUAA